AUGGCCACUGCCGGUGGUGAGGAGCUUGCAACUGGUGGCUACCACAGCAAGGCGGCGGAGCCAGUUCUUCCAGCCAAGCUGCCCAGCUUCGUGCCGGAGGGCGUGUUGCCAGCUGCAGAGCGCAAACCACAUCUCAUGGUGAGGACGUUCUUCGACCGCCUCCAACGCGGAAUGUCGACCCAGUUCACCAAGAAGCUAUUCUCGGUGGUUCGGUGCCUGGAAACAGCUGUGGCAGCGGUGGAUAGUAGUUUCAAGUCUCCUCUGCAGAAUCCUGCUCCCAGGACGUGGGGAGAUUAUGCGCACAAGAGGAUCCCAACAUGUUCGAAGCUUGCAUCGCUGGAACACUGGUAUGAAGCCCUGAGAAUGCUUGUGACAUCUUGGGAAGAAGCGGAAGAUGCUGCCGUAGCAUAUUUGCAAAUGGUGGGGGAAAGGGAGCCCGCAGCAGGCCUCUGGCCACCAGUGGCCGAAGCAACUCUGGCGCAGUUCUGGCACGAGGCAGUGGAGUGCUUCCCGCGCUUCGAGCACUUAAAGGAUACCUUGCUGUAUGAGCAUGCCACCCUUUCGCGAACGCAUGGCUCGUUCCGUGGGAUUCUCUUCGUGCAGCAGCGGAUCAUGACACACGUCCUGGAGCAUGUCAUCCUAACCGACGGCGAGCUUGUGAGCAAGUUCAAGCCGGCGUGCAUCUAUGCCACUUCGUCACCCGCCACGGCCUCCUACAGGGCGGACUCCAAAGCCCGCCUGGCCCAGUUCGCAGAUGGAAGUGUGAACCUGCUCAUUGCAACGGUGGUCGCCGAGGAGGGCAUGGAUGUUCCGGCAGCCAACUGCGUCAUCCGCUUUGACCCCAUGAUCAGCUCGGUGUCCUUUGUGCAGGGCCGGGGUCGUGCACGCCAAGAGGACUCCUCUUUCGUUGUGCUUUCUGAGCGCCCUGACCGACCAACCUCAUCCCUGGCCGCGGUGGAAGCACAACAGCUGGAGAUCGUACGCAGCUUCAACCCUGAACGUGUCGCCACCGACACCCGCAAUGAGACGGCGGCGCAGCGCUCGCGAGAGCGGAACGCUAGAGAAGUGAUGCUGACGUCCGACAAUGCGUCGACCAACGCCCUUGCAGCGCUAAAUCUGUAUUGCAAGAAGACCAAGGUUGAAUUGCAGGAGGAGCACAGUACGGAUGGCAAGGACUUCACGUGCAGCUUGAAGUAUGAGUCGGUCUUGCGGUCUGUUGAGGCGACAGGCUCCUAUGGUCUCAAAUGUCGGGCAGCUGAAGGCAAGAAACAAGCCAAGCGAGCUGCAGCCGCCGCGCUCUUAGAGAAAUUGAGCCAGCAGGAGCCGUGA
Symbiodinium necroappetens is the source of this 1329-nucleotide messenger RNA. The record is from the annotation of a GenBank genome assembly. NCBI's taxonomy places the organism in Eukaryota, Dinophyceae, Suessiales, Symbiodiniaceae.